AUGACGAAAAUAACAGAUGCAGCAACGAGACAGGCAGUUCAAAGUGCCUAUGACGCCGUUAGAGCAACUGUUGUGGAAAGUCAAGAAAAAGAGUUACAACAGACCAAAACAGACCUAGUAAAUGCUUUCUUAAAAACGAAAAGUCAGGUAGGACAUUAUGCUGCAGAUGGAACAUAUGUACCAGCUGGUGGAACUUAUAUACCAGCUGGUGGAACUUAUAUACUAGCUAGUGGAACUUAUAUACCACCAAACCCUCCAAGAGAAGCACCCGCACCGGGACUACCUAAAACAUUUACAUCGUCACAUGGACACAGACACAGGCAUGCACCAAAACCAACACAACAACCAACAGUUCAAAAUCCAGCACAACAACAACAACCAACACAACAACCAACAGUUCAAAAUCCAGCACAGCAACCAACAGUUCAAAACCCUGCACCUGCACCACCUCCACAACCAGCACAGCAACCAACAGUUCAAAACCCUGCACAACAACAACCACAAACAGAGCAAGGACAUAAAAGAAGUAGAGAACAAGGAAACCAAGAAUUCUUAAAAAUGCUUAAGGAAAAUUAUGGUUACCCAGAUACUCUUGACUUUAGUGACAGAUAUAAAGAAGCUAUUAGAAAGUUCAAGGAAGGAAAUACAGACCCGAACCUAUUUAGCUUUAUGGUUCAGCACCAAAUGGGAUAUAAUUUCAAACCUGGAAAAUACAAGCUCGCUAAGGGAUAUGAUUUAAUAGCAUAUCAUCCAAAUGACAUGAAUGAAUUUACUCCGAGAUAUUUGGUGUCAGAGAUAAAUGAUAAUUCAACUAUCUUCAUGAAACGCGUAAAAAAUAGAGACGGAACGAAAGAACAAAGGCUUAUGAAUGCGGAUGACUUAAAUAGGGAACUUGUUGAAAACGGUCUCGGAAUAUAUGAAAUGCCAGCAGAUGAGGUACAAGAAACUCCACAGGAAGAAGUUCAGAUACAACCAGACAUGGAAGAAAUAGUUCAGCAACAACAGCUAGAAGAGCCUGAAGGAAACGAACAA
Molecule: messenger RNA, 1032 nt
Organism: Trichomonas vaginalis G3
Lineage: Eukaryota; Parabasalia; Trichomonadida; Trichomonadidae
Product: kinase-related family
Exons: 1
Source: RefSeq, a predicted model, not a curated record